CCGCCGCCGCCUCCUCCCGGAGCCGCGCCGGGCCGGGCUGUGCCGGGAGCCGCCGGAGCUGGAACUGGUACCGGUGUCGGCUCCGCUGCCGCGGCCGCGCCCGCCGCUGCUGGGGGAGGCGGUGCCCGCGCCGCGCCCCCGCGCCCCGCCCGCCCCCGGCAGCAGCAGCAGCGGCAGCGGCAGCCUCAGCACCUCCGCCAGCUCCGCCAGCAGCUCCAGCGGCAGCGCCAUGGACCUGUCCUUCAUGGCCGCGCAGGUGCUUCCUGUUAUGGGAGGAGCCUUUAUGGACUCACCCAACGAGGACUUUAGUACAGAGUACUCCCUGUUUAACUCCUCAGCCAACGUCCAUGCAGCUUCUUCCAUGCAGAACCCACCAGAAGAGACAUCCCGUUCUUCAAAUGAUGCCAUAUUGUUAUGGAUUGCAAUAAUAGCAACAAUUGGGAAUAUUGUGGUUGUGGGAGUGGUGUAUGCCUUCACCUUCUAGGAUGACUGUCACUACAAACACUGGAAGAAAGGAAAUCUUCAGCAGUAUUUGUCAUGUGUAUGUAUGUGUGUAUAUAUACAUGUAUAUCUAUAUAAAUACAUAUAAGUAGAGACUUUGUUGAUUAAGUGCUGCCACAGUCAUGGAAAUGAAGUGCAAAUUAAUCAUUUUAAGCCUUGAUGGCAGAAAGUUUGGAUGCAAAUUGUGUGGAGGUGAGAGCUUUAUUUGAGAACAGAGCCAAUACCAGUUUUGUAUAGAAAUGUAAUAAAAGAGAGAUCAAUUUGGGUAUAGAAAAUACAGAGAGAUAUUUAUAUAGAAAGUGCUUAUUUUCUACUGUAGAUUUUUCUAGCAGUUCUUCUGCAGUUUGUCAGCUUUGUUUGUUUUUUUUUUGUGCAUUUUUUACUGUGGUAUAACAUUAUAUGGAAUUGUUCCACGUCAUGUUUUCUGGACAUCUUAAUUUCCUAGAUGGAUCAAGUGGCUGGCAUUGGCUUGGUUCUGAUGAAGUCCAAGUUCAUUAUGUGUGAGUCUUCAGCAUGGCUGAAGGGAGACUCCUGGGCUGGAUUCAAAAUCAUGAGUCUCACAGCCAUGGCAGCAGAUGCAGGAUGUCUCUUACUUGCCUUCCAGUGUCAGUAAUUGGAGCUGGGAAUCAAUGAAAUGAUGCUGAACCUGUCUGCUUUUCAGGGGGAGGCACAGCUAUUGCUGCUCUGCAGACCCUCUGAAUUUCAGGGGAGGAAAUGAUAAACAGAGUAGCAGCACAGGUUCCCAUUUCUGUCUAGAGGUACUGGAUUGCAGUGGUUUGUAUAUGCAUCUCUUCCAGGAAACAAAAGCCUAAUGCCACACUUUUCAUCUCAUUGGACUGCAAUCCAGAUUUCUUACAGCAGCUGUGUACUUUCAUGAUGUUAUUGAUGUUCUGAAGGAAUUAUGGGAAAAUUGUGAAGCCUAAUUAAUAGUGAAUAUGUCUAUGAGAAAGAUAACAUUGAAAGAAAGGUUGGGCACUUCUGUGCUUAUCUGGGGGUGAAUUCAAGAGUCAGGUAUGACCUGGGGUAGAAACAACACAAGAAAAGUAAUAAGUGUCAGAUGUGCAAGUGCUUGUAUCUCAGUAUCACUAUAUCUCUGGGUUCUGGUGAGGGUCUUGGAAGUGAUUUUUUUAUAGCUGGCUUUAGGUAAUGACUCUGAUUAUCCUUUGGAUUUGUUCUACUGAGAGGCAAUAUUUUUACUGCAUUUUUUCCAUGGGCAGUUCAUUUUCAAGAGCUGUAUCUUUUCAAGGCAAGCUGUAGCCUUCCUUGCUUGAGAGGUUUUACAAAUCUUGAGAAAAGAAAAAAUAAAAAUCACCACUGUUGGAAAUCUUCCUUCACCCCCAUAAAAAUUAAGCAACAGUACAUAAAAUGUUUGCACUUUGAGAGCAGCAGACAAAUUCUUCUUCUAUGUCUUCAUGUACUGUCUGUGUUUCCUGUCUCAUGUAGCUGCUACCCUAAUUCCACAAAGCCUUGUCUGUGGGUACAGAGACUAUUUUUGCCACUUGCCUGCCACUGAGCUUGAGGCUGGGCUAAGAGCUGCUGAAUGUAUAGAGAGGUUUCCAUUUUCCUCUUUUCUCUUUAAACCCAUUUUCCUGCAGGGCUGGUGGACAGUUACUUGAAUCAGAGCAGCAUGCCUCAAAUCAGUAUUUAUAAGCACUCAGCAGUCUCUGUAUAUUUUUUCCCUCUCUAUGAACUGUCCUUUAAAGCUAGGAAAGAUGCAAACAGAGCUAGCAGUGGGACAAAAAAAAAAAAAAAAAAAUUAGGUUAUUUUGAGGCUGAGAAAAACAAUUAUGAGCUUCUGUGUGUGUUGUUAUUUCCCUGUUUGAAGGCAGGAUUUUGUGAAGAUGGUUGAGGACAGACAAGACCUAUACUGGGAAAAAGUUUGAGAUGCCCAGUUCUGGAAGACUGGAGGGAAAGAAAGUAAAUUCUGUCUAAUAAAAUAACUGUAGUCAUAAGAAUGAUAGAAAAAUUAUGAUUAGCUAUUUAUUCCUUUAUAGCCACAGGACAAUGAAAACCAGGGGAGCUGCAUAAGUGGUGUACAUUGUUUGUUUUUUUGCACCCCUCCUUAUUCUUGCUGAGCAGAAAAGAAGCUGUUGGGAAGCUGCAGAGAAGUUUCCAAUGAAGAAUUGAGCAGGACAAGGUCUGGUGUGUAAACAUGUAGAAUCUGUGAAAAUAUUGCUUAAUGUAAUGUACUGUGCCCAACCACUUUCUGAUAUUCUGCUGCCUUUGUAAUUGUAACAGUUGCUCAUGGACUUUUCUUCAUUGUUCCUGCAGGCUGUCUAGUUAGGCCAGAUCCUGCAAGCAUUUUUCAUAAAGAGCAGAACAUUUCCACCAUGACUAAAAACAGUUUGACACAGUGGUACUUGCCCAGUGGGAUUAUUCUGCUGCUUAAUGAAUUUGCCAGUGGAGUGCUUUGUUUAAAUUUCCUAGAAUAUUAAUCUUAGUGAAAUUAGCAGUGUUUUCAUCUCUCUCCCAGAGCACUGGACUAAACUCUUCAACCAUGAAGAAAAGCAUUGGAGUGGGAACAGCAAAGGAGCACUUUUCUGCUAACGAAACCAAGUGACACUUUUGUGUUGUUUUUCCCAAAGAAAAUGCCCUACUUUCCUGUGAAACUGAUAGUAAUAGCAGGAGUGUUGGAAAACAAUGAGUUCCACCUCCUGCAUCCAGAUCAUCAUCAUACACAGUCCCAUCAUUAGAGGCUGUGUUGUCAAGAAGGGCCAGACAAAACUUUAAUUUAAGUAAUUGGCUUGACAGGGUGACAUGGCAAGCUGGGUGCAAGCAGCAAGUGUAGGCAUUUCCUGCCUCAUAGGAACUGCACACUAACUGUACAGCUUCUCUGUCAGGAGAAAAAGUUAGUUUUAGGAUGCAGGUACAAGGAUACUGAUGUGAGGGUCUGUGUGGAAUAUUGCCAGGUGUACUGAAGAUCUCUAAAUUGCAGUGGCCAGAGCUGGUUCAAGCUCUGAUCUGUUUUGAUAGUGACAAUAUGCACAAUAUAUUUCUGGAUGUUGUGCUCUGGUUUCAUCACUAAAACCACUUCUCUCCCCUGGGAGGUUAGCAAAGGUUUAAAUUAAACCAUUUAAAAAGGGGACUAAUUCAUCAUUGAGUUCAGAGAAGCUACAGAGGGGAAUGGAGCAGUGGCUGAGUGGUGGAUGUUUCACAGGUAUGGUCCUGUGAAAUAUGCUGCCUCAACACAGCUUGGCUUGAAGCACUGUAGCUUCUCCUUUCUUUGGAGCCAGGCAGCUGGAUAAUUGAUGUCACUCACUGAGGAAUGAUGAGGAAACCCAAACACAUUUCCCAGAGCUGUUUUCUGAAGCCUUUCUUUAAAAGAGCAGGGUUCUGUGCUUUGCUGAUCAUUUUGUGUAUCAGCCUGAGUAAAUAAUUCCACUUGAUCAGUGCUUCAAUUAAAAAUGUCUAGCACAGAUAGCAGUUAGAAAAUCCUGACUGCAGUUCAUUCUGUGGUAGAUGCAGCAAACCACUUUAUGCUCUGCCUCUAGAGGUUUUUUACCUCCAGCUCUGUUGUGCAACCUCGUCACACAAACACAAGAAGCAACUUUGCAAAGUUAUCAGUGUGCCAAGGAAGACAAACUGGGGUGCUCUAAUGAUUCUCUUUUAGCCAUGGCCUCUAGGGAUCUAUGGCAACAUACCAAAUAAUCAAACUCCCUCUAAAGAAUUUUUUUUUCUCAAAGCAGCCAUCAGCUCAACACAGCAGCUGUGCAGCCACCACAGCAAAGAGACUAAAGGCUGAACAAUUAUUCAGGUGGGUGCAAUGGCACAUUAGAAGGGAGAACUGAGUGGGCAAACCCACACAGCUAUUCCUGUUGUAUUUUUAUCUGCAAGUAGGAGUCUGUGCUUGCCCACAGCAUUAACACCCUGUAUUUCUGUGUCAACACACUUGCAAAACUGAAAAAUUGAUUUUGAAACAAUACUAGCAGAGAGACUCAUCUGCUACAAAUAAUGUAUUUAGCCUUUUCAGGGGGCAGAUGAGGUCAUAGAUAUAUCACCUGUUCCAAAAUCCUCACUUGCAGUAGGACUUGAGGGCAGUCAGCAUCCUGCCCAGCUGCUGAGCAGACUGUGAUAACCAGCCCCAAAUCAAGAGUGAACAGAAGCAUCCAGCCAUUAUUGUCUUACCCUGUAGACCCAUUUGAACAUAAAAGAAAAAAUACACCUUUGUGUCUGGGACCAAAACCAAGAGCUUCUAGUCUAUGGGUUGUUAUGUAUUUUGUCUAUUAUUAAAAGCUUUUAUUUUGCUAUUCUCAAGCAAUUCCAGUUGUUAAUGUCCUCUUCACAUUUCUCUGCAGGCUGCUUAGAGUUAUUAAUUUCAUGCAGCACUGUCCAUUUAUCCAAGGUAAUUUGACUGAGUUUCCUGUGGCUAAUCACAGAGCAGAAUCUGGAAAAUUGCUCUUUUUAAGGGUGAUUUCCAUUUGAGAUAAAUAGACUAAAGAUCACAAUCCCAGAUCAAAAUGCAUCUGUGCUUUUGGAACAUUUGGAGCUCUGGAGAGUUGGAUUUCACGUGGUUAAUGCAGGGAAGGAAAGGGCAGGGAGGUCCUGGUGCUGAUGUCAGCCAUGGGGUUCUGACAGGCAGAGCUGAGUGGUUCAUUAGCUGCUGCUGUGUCCCUCUGAGCCCUGCUGGCCUCCUGGCCACACAGCCAGAGCUGAGUGUGAGCUAAACCACCAGGUACAGCACGUCCCUCCCCACCUCCCAGCCUGCUGAUCCUCAGGGAUCACAUUUGUUCCAUUUACAGAAGAGCCAGAGAUCAACAUCCUGUUAGCUGUAUUGUCACUGGUACCUUGUUCAGUCACCAUAAGGUCAAGAUAGGGGUGGUUUCACCUGCAUUUAGCCCUUUACCCCUUGUCUGGGUCCUAAAGCAGCCAAGGCAUCCUGAGCCUUAAAGUCUCCUACUGCCCUUAGUCUGAUACUAACUUUUUGUGUUUCCUCAUACAACCCAUCUUUGCCUUUUACCUUGUCUUUUCAGCUCAAAAAAUGAAAAUUAAGUCACCACUAUGCUCUUCUCUGGACAUGUAGGGAGCUCCUGAGAGCUGUGGACCAGCCAUGCCUCAUUUUAGUUUGUGGUUCUUCAGGCACAAAGAAGGAAGAAAGUGUCCAAUUAACCUACAUUCCAGAGUAAUAUUUGCCUUUUCAGAACAAAAUGCAUGACAAUUUUAUCUCAUUCUGGCCUGUCCCAGAGCAUUUACACUGAAACAACAUGACCAGAUCUACUUUUGCUGGUUUGGAAAUUACAGCAACACAGCCAGGAACUGGAAAAGAAAACCCUGAAAACACAAACAUCUCAAGGACAUGUCUCUGAAGUCAGUGUUUCCUGGGUGACAUGGGCAGACUUGAGCUGUUGGUAGCAAGGCAAGUGCCUUUUGUGUGAGCACAGUCUCCUUCUCUUCAGAAUUCUUGGGAGCAUUGUGCCACCCAUUCUGUCUUUCCCAGGCUAUUAUUUUCAGUUGUAGAAAAUACUCUAAAAUGUUCCUGUGUUGAUAGAAUACAUAAAAGAUUUGCCUCCUAAAGCUCUAUUUAGUCCUCCUGUAAAAGCUAAAACCACCCUAUUUUCUUUAGCAUGGAAUGUUAAAGAUUCAAGUAUCAUCUGCACUGUAGCAUUGUCUCAUUUUAAUUUUCAGUCUUUUGCCAGUCAGUCUCAAAGGAGAUCUUAAUAUUAUCCAGACUUUAAAGAUGCUGAGAACAGAAACAAGCAAGAGAAUCACAGAAUGUCUCCAAAGUCUCUGCCCAAUCCUUUAGGCUGCAUCAUUUCUCAUUCCUCCCCAUAUUACCCUUAUAUGAGCUCACAUCCAUCCCUUUAAAAUCACUGUCACCAUGACAUUGUCUCUAUCCCUUCAUUUUAUUUCUCCCCUUGUCUUCACUAUAUUCUUUUCAUUCCUUGGUGUCAGAGCAGUGUUCUUCAGCCCUUUUUAGCCAGCUCCUUGACUGACCUCUGAGAGUGAGGUUAGUGAUCAGUAAGGACAUUCCACAGUGAGGGCAAGGAACAGUAACACAAGGUCUCUUCUUGGGAGAAAAUCAUUCUCUGCCUUAGCAAACCACAGAUGUUUCCCCUAAGCAGAAGAGCAAGAUGCAGCCAUGAAGACUGGUAACUGCAAGGUUACCUUUCAAAAAUUCAGAUUUUAUAAAUACAUUGCACUGUUCUGCAGCCAGCAUUUACUGAGCUUUUCCCAACCCAAAGUCCUUUGUUUUUUUAGCAGAUCAGAAUCAGUGGUAGUGCUCUUGGGGUAAGGUGAGGGCAGCAGGAGUGGGUCCUAAGGAGGACAGAAAAGCUCCAUGUGAUUUACUGUGGGGUCAGGGCCAUUAAGGAGCUGCCAAUUCAGUAAAGAAACACAGCCACAGUGUGCUAAGCCAUUUCACAUUUAGUCACACCUGCAGUUCUCAGAUGCACAGCCAAGCUUUUAUAGCCAGAUUGAGCACUGAAACCUCAUUGUACCCAACAGAAAGUGCAUUCCUUUGCCAGAACUGAGGGAGCUCUGCAGCCCUGUGCUCUGGGAGCUUCCUGAGCUGCAGCCAUGAGUGAUUUCACAUUUCCUGAGGAGCUCACUCCCACUGAAGAACAAAUCAGAUUGAACUGUUCCAGGUCUGGCCCUAAAACCCAUCUCAGCUGCUGCCUUCAUGAGGAUGAUGGAAGUUCCUGAGCCUGCACGCUGCUCUAUGCAGAGGGACCUUUGCCUCCACCUGGAGUCAGCUGCAUUAAUAACACUGCAUUAAUAAUCCUCUGUACUUCUGACAUCUGCUCCACUGGAUCAGUUUGCAGGACUAGCUGUGGGUUGCUGGGGUUUUAUUUUACAUGUAAAGAUGUCUGUGAUUUCCUAAUCAAAAGCAAGAAAGAAAGCAGAAUGCUGUAUUUUUUUAAAUGAGAAGGUAAUAAAACCUGAGUCUGAAUAUUUUGAUAGAUAUGCUGGAAGGAUAUAUAAUGUAGCAAGCAGUUGCACUAUUUUUUUUCCUAGUAUGAGUACCUAACCUAAGAAAUAUUUGUUCUUUCUCUAUGUCCUCUUGUAGUUCUGAAGUUUGGAAGUUUAGGAGUGGAGUACAAAGUCUCAGUGAAAUGUGAAGCUUAUGUAAAUAAAUCUGGUAGUUAGAUUUGUAAGGUAGCCUAUUAAAAUUGUUUUCAAGAUAUCUCAAAUACUGCCUAAUUAUGUGGGGCUUUUUUCCCCCCAAAAAAAAGCUAAAUUGUGACACUUCUGAAAGCAUCUGUGCUUCACACAAAGUCACAGUCAUAUGGGAAUUAUAUUCUUCAGUUCAUGUAAAGCAGUUUUACAGGUGCCCUUUAGUAUGCACUGUUACUUUUUCUUAAUAAUCCUGGACAAUUUAAUUCUCUCGUGCUUUCUCUCUGCUGCCCUGUUUUGUACACUAUCAGGUUUGCAGGGAUGCUCUGUAUUGUUUUUGUAAUACAUGGGUUGGUUUCUAGAAAAACCUUUACUGUUGUAAUCAUUGUUCUUGGAUUGUGGAGCUCUAUCUGUAAAGACAAAAACAACUUUAAAAAUGCCCUCUGCUUUUUCCAAGUUUACUGUAACUAGCAAGUUUAGUUAAGAGAAAUGUAUUAUUUUAAGCUCCUGUUCUUUUCCAGUUAUUGACUGCUUUCACUGUGUGUGUACUUAGUACUGGUUCAUUCCUUUACUAUGGUGAAAAUGACAAGUUUUGUUAAUUAUCAGAUGGAAAUUGUGGUUUUGGAUAAAGUUCUUCAAAU
This is a messenger RNA of Oenanthe melanoleuca, 8192 nucleotides long. RefSeq names its product chromosome 5 C14orf132 homolog (gene C5H14orf132). The record is from RefSeq and is a predicted model, not a curated record. NCBI's taxonomy places the organism in Eukaryota, Metazoa, Chordata, Aves, Passeriformes, Muscicapidae. The transcript is spliced from 2 exons. Bases 230 to 484 code for a protein of 84 amino acids.